This is a messenger RNA of Amoebophrya sp. A120, 3154 nucleotides long. The record is from the annotation of a GenBank genome assembly. Lineage: Eukaryota; Dinophyceae; Syndiniales; Amoebophryaceae.
AUGUCGGCCAGCGCUUCCAGUAGAGCCCCCGCGUCCGCCGGGAACAGGGUACUACCUCCUGCAACCGACGCUACGGUGCGGUUCUCGCCGUGCGGGCAGUUUUCCCUGACGCACGCCCAGAAAAACCAGUUCAAGGUCUGGAGCACCCGGGACCAGAAAUGCCUCUUCGCCCACACGGACGCGGCGGAGAUUUACAAUCCGCAACUCGCCGGUUGGUACUGGAUCGGGAGCCGGCACAUUCUCGUCCUGGGCUGCAAAACCUCCGGACACCUGCAAUUCUGGGAGUUCACGGACGAAAAAGCAAACCUGCUCGGGACCUUCACUGAGGUAUAAUUGGGUGGGACCAGGAACAACUUCUCAUAUCAGAUCGGACAUUUUUGUAAUCGUGCACAGCAGGACUCGUCUGGUCUUUGCGCGUAUCUUGUCAAUGCAAAGCAGACAAGCAUGCGCUCAGUACCAAUCGAUAAAUGUCACGCCAGGAUGUUGUGCAACUUUUGUUCACCCCGACCGCAUCUUGCAUUUUGGUACUCAUUUUGAUUAAGUAUUUGGAAGAUGCACCUUGGCCUAAAAAUAAAUCACAGCUCGCCAACGCGGAGGCCACCUGCUUGGCAGCGCACGCGGGGCGUAACAGCGUUUUCGUCGCCACCAAGGGACGGGUUGUGGAAGCGGAUGUGGACAGUCUGCAGGUGAAGCAGACGAUCAAGACGAAAAAGGACGUGGUGCUGCAGAUGGCGGCAAACGCAGAGCGUUUGGUGACCGUUUGCGCGACGAAGAUUCGGGUACUAGAGGAUUUUCUCAUACUGAUUUCGAUUUUGCACACUACAAAUUUCUAUUUUUUCCCGCACACGAACACGUCGUACAAGAUGCAUGACAGGCUUGGUAGAGCAUCCCACUUGUGAUGGUGCAAAGAGUUGAAGAAAGGUUUAUUUGUCAUGCAGUGGACACCAACACGGUAGAUCGCAUUUAAAGAAGAACGACAACUACCCAGGUUUACGCCGUGUCGGACGGCACGUGCACGUCCAAAUUUACCGCCCCGGUGCACGCGUGCACCAGUGUGGCGGUGAGUGGCUCCAAAAUCGCGGCCUGCGAUUCCACGGAGAGCGUCUCCCUGUACGACUACAACGACGAGGCGUUCGCCACCACGCUGAGCACCGGUCUGCAGCUGCCGCUGCGCAGAAUCGUUGCCGUAGAACACCAGCAUCAAGAACAUGCGGUAGGAACAUCAAGUGGUGAGACAAAGAACACGACGAGACAAGCAAACUGCUUCGUCGCCCUGACCGCGGACGGACAGCGGGGGUUUGUCUGGAACGACGUGUCCAAGGCUGCGGCGAACGCGCCGGCCAUGCCCGACGCGGAGAUCUGCGCCGGAAAUGCCGCCAAGCCGGUAUGAUGUAGUUCUGGACCUUUUUUUUCGAUGUAUAAAAGCUAAAGCUAGAAGUGCUGGCGUUCUUUGUUAAGAGAUCUAGCAUUUACAACGACCCGUUUGACGAAAACCAACUGGAUGAGUACUGACUUCUUCUCACGACGGACCGAUUGAUAUGAUGAUGAAGAUGACGGACGUUGAUAUAUUAACAAACACGACUGACAGAUUCUCGGCCUCCAGCUGCUUUCCCAGCAACAUGCAGUCGCAAAAAUCACCCUCGCCCGGGGCAGUCUCGUCCUGCCGGAGUUUUUGGUUGCCGAAACUUCCAAUACGAAGAAAAAAAUCGAUCUGGAAGUAGGAAGUAGCUCGACUGUUCUUGGAGCAACAGGGGAACAUCACAGCAAAGACCUGACAAAUAGCAACAAGCGGACACGCGAUCAUCUUAAGCAAGGCGAAGAGCAGCAGCCGGACUUGUCCAAGCCAGCCAAGGUGCAGAUUCUGGAGGUCGCGGCGAAGCAGGCCAAGACGCGACCCACGGCGGCGGGGGCAGGAGGAGGCGUGGGCGGGUCGCUGAUCGAUGAGGCCACGGUGAAGUACAUGAAGGACAAGGAAGAAGCGGUCGAGCGGGAAAAAGUGGAAAUUUUGAACGAGAAAGCGGCAAGCAGCAGCGCAACGGGAGCAGGGGCCGCGGGCAUGAUCACCGUGGUGUCCAGCGUGAAGCAGUAUCUGAAGUCAAAGGACGCGAAAGGUAUUUAUUUUGCCCUCAUAGAAAGUUUUUCCUUUCACCCUUAAUGUCAUUUUCUGUAGUUUUGUAUUGCUUUCUAUGGCGUACGUGUAGGAGGUCGUGUUUAUACUUGUCAUUUGUCAACCCACACACGACACCACAGCCCUGGCCACCGUGCUGUCGCAGAUCGACUCGAAGGUGAUCAAGCGCAGUACCGGGGAGCUCACCAGCAAGGAAGCCUUCGAGUGGUUUUUCGAGUGCCAAAAACUGCUGUCCACGCAGCCGCACCGGGCGAACACGGUGCUGGACUGGAUGCGGUGCGUGCUCACCACGCACUGCAGCUACCUGCUGAGCAACCCGGAACUGAAGGACCGACUCGAGCCGCUGUACAAAUCGCUCGAGGAGCGACUGCAGGCGGCGGAGCCGUUGCAGAGGAUACAGGUGACGAGAAGUUUUUUAUAUUGGGAAAUGAUGUGUGUUUGUAAGCAUAAGGAAAGGUGAGGCGUUCUCGGGAUCUUGUUGUAUAUGAUGGUGCGCAUGAUGUGGAUUUAUUGGCCAUGCCGAACAUGAUGUAUGACGCGAAUAAACGCUUUGACGUGCCUACAACCAAGCAGGUUUUUUGUUUCCUUGUCGCACAUGAAAUAUUUUUCAUCGGUUGCAAAAAAAAACAGGGCAAGCUGGAUCUCCUGCUCUGCACCGCCCGGGAACGCGCGGCCGCGCGCGCAAAGACCGACGAGGCGGCGCAGACCGCCUGCAUUGUGUACGACGAAGCGCAGGAUAACAUGAACGGGGAAGAGAACAAUGACGAGGAAGGAACCAACGACGACAGCGAACUGAGUGGUCUGGAUGCCGACGACCUGGAAGGGCUACUCGAUGACGACGCCUUUGACGAAGCGCUUCUUGCAUAAACGAACUACUGCUGCGAUGAACCAAAAUGCAGGAGUAGAGACCAUGACCACCUGAAUCAUAAUAUUACAACGCUGGUAGUUUUAAACUUAAACGCAAAGCGAAUCUUCGCGAGCAUGAAGAUUGAUGAUAAAAUAAGAUCCAUGUGGAGUUGUUCGCUC